GUGCGGUCAGCGGAGGUACAGAGAAAAACCGCGGACUGGGGGCCGGAGGGACAGGUUUGUGUGUUGUGUGCAUUCAGCAGGCGGAGCCUCCCGCGCCGAGACCCGGCUGCGUAAGGCCGGAGGCCGGAGCAAUCUUAAUAUACCCACCUUGCCAUGGCCGAAGUCCCUGCUCUGUUCACCUUAAUCUGCUGAUCGGUACUUACUGUUCAACUUUUGCCAAACUGGUCUGUGCCCUGUAAAUACCUGUUGAAAUGAAAUGCACAAUGAAAACAAUGAAGAACUUGCUGAGUCAGAUUUUAGUGAAAAAGCAUUGACCUAGGAGUCAAGACCCACCUCUUCACUAAUCUGAUAUUGUGCAAGUCAUCUUACUUUUCUGCAUCUCAGUUGCCUGAUCUGUAAAAAAGGAGAUAAAAAUUCUUUACCUAUCUGAAGAUGAUGUGGAGGACCAUCUUACUACGAUAUUGUUUUCUCUUGGUUUCCUGUCUACUUAAUGCUCUUGAAGCUGUGCCUAUAGACAUAGACAAGACAAAAGUAAAAAAUACUCAACCUGUGGACAGCGCAAAGAUAGAACCACCAGAUACUGGACUUUAUUAUGACGAAUAUCUUAAGCAAGUGAUUGAUGUGCUGGAAACAGAUAAUCAUUUCAGAGAAAAGCUCCAGAAAGCAGACAUAGAGGAAAUAAAGAGUGGGAGGCUAAGCAAAGAACUGGAUUUAGUAAGUCACCAUGUGAGGACAAAACUUGAUGAGCUGAAAAGGCAAGAAGUGGCAAGGUUAAGAAUGCUAAUUAAAGCUAAAUUGGAUUCUCUUCAAGAUACAGGCAUAGACCACCAUGCUCUUCUAAAACAAUUUGAUCACCUAAACCACCUGAACCCUGACAAGUUUGAAUCUACAGAUUUAGAUAUGCUCAUCAAAGCGGCCACAAGUGAUCUAGAACACUAUGAUAAGACUCGACAUGAAGAAUUUAAAAAAUAUGAAAUGAUGAAGGAACAUGAAAGGAGAGAAUAUUUAAAAACACUGAAUGAAGAAAAGAGAAAAGAAGAAGAAUCUAAAUUUGAAGAAAUGAGGAAAAAGCAUGAAAAUCAUCCCAAAGUUAAUCAUCCAGGAAGCAAAGAUCAACUAAAAGAGGUAUGGGAAGAGACUGAUGGAUUGGAUCCUAAUGACUUUGACCCCAAGACAUUUUUCAAAUUACAUGAUGUCAAUAAUGAUGGCUUCCUGGAUGAACAAGAAUUAGAAGCCCUAUUUACUAAAGAGUUGGAGAAAGUAUAUGACCCCAAAAAUGAGGAGGAUGAUAUGAUAGAAAUGGAGGAGGAACGGCUUAGAAUGAGGGAACAUGUAAUGAAUGAGGUUGAUGCUAACAAAGACCGAUUAGUGACUCUGGACGAGUUUUUGAAAGCUACAGAAAAAAAGGAAUUCUUGGAGCCAGAUAGCUGGGAGACAUUGGAUCAGCAACAGCUCUUUACAGAGGAAGAACUGAAAGAAUAUGAAAAUCUUAUCUCCUUACAAGAAAAUGAACUUAAGAAAAAGGCAGACGAACUUCAGAAACAAAAGGAAGAGCUACAGCGUCAGCAUGACCAACUUGAGGCUCAGAAGCUGGAAUAUCAUCAGGUUGUACAGCAGAUGGAACAAAAAAAAUUACAACAAGAAAUUCCUCCAUCAGGGCCUGGUGGAGAAUUGAAGUUCCAGCCACACAUUUAAAGUCCGAAGUCCACCAGAACUUGGAAGAAAACUGUUAAAUCAACAUCUGUGUCAUCUUUUUACCACCCUUCCUUUUUUUUCUGCUCAAUAAAUAUUUUAAAGCAUA
Molecule: messenger RNA, 1801 nt
Organism: Neogale vison (American mink)
Lineage: Eukaryota; Metazoa; Chordata; Mammalia; Carnivora; Mustelidae
Gene: NUCB2
Product: nucleobindin 2
Exons: 15
Coding region: 433-1695 (420 amino acids)
Cellular component (GO): endoplasmic reticulum-Golgi intermediate compartment; extracellular exosome
Molecular function (GO): calcium ion binding
Source: RefSeq, a predicted model, not a curated record